Molecule: messenger RNA, 689 nt
Organism: Helicoverpa zea (corn earworm)
Lineage: Eukaryota; Metazoa; Arthropoda; Insecta; Lepidoptera; Noctuidae
Exons: 4
Coding region: 31-678 (215 amino acids)
Source: RefSeq, a predicted model, not a curated record
UAAACUUCACUACCUAUCUACUGAACGUUUAUGAAAAUGUACCAUUUGCUCAUAUUUCUCUCCUAUCUGACAAUAGUUGUCGCAGUCAGUGCGCCUACGCAUUUGCUCAUCACCCGAGCCGGGCCGUGCUAUGACGACUUGAAGAGCAAACUGGUGACUGUGUCAGAGUUGAGCCUGUCCACUCAGACGCUACACUCAUUGCUCAGCGGAGAGUUUAACAUAUCUGAGCACAUAAAUAAUGGAUGGAAGAUUAAGGCAACUAUGCAGAAAUGCGUGGACAUUCGCAACAUGGAGACCUGUGACUUGUUCAGGACUUACAACCUGGUGAAGAACGGCUGCGAUGAUGGUGAGACCCUCAACGAGAAGCAGACCUAUGCCUUUCUGUUCUACUACACGCAACCUAAAAUAAAAUGCCCAAUACAAGCUGGGCGAUACAAGUUAGUAAAUUACCCCGUGUUCACAGAAGACAACUACGUGGUUGUUCGCGAAACUAAGAUAUCGACCAGUGUCUUCGGAUACACGUUUCGAUUGGACGGUUUUAUUAAACGAAGAAAGAUAUUCUGCGUAGAAGCGAUCUUGCAACUAAUGUACACUAGAAAGCACAACUGGGCUGACAGGACUAGUGUUAAAGAGACAACUUCUAGUAGAACUACCACUGUUGACGACGAAGAAGAAUAAAGUUAUGAGAA